CCUCUUUUAUUCACUUUAUACAUAGAACCACUUGGUUCCACCAUCCACUACUUGGGCCUGCAGUAUCACAUGUAUGAUGAUAAGAUAUGCAUCAACAUGAGGAAAGUUUAGGUUGCCGGCUCUUUCAGUUGUUGCUGAAUCGAGUACUUUACCUGGAAGGACAACUGAAAAAGCCUUGUGAAUAAUUCGGGGAAAUAGAGAUGGGUUGAGUAACGAUUUAAAUUUAGUCCACUUUUGGGUUUUAACUUUAGUCACAGUUUAUUUAACUUCACUGUAGAAACUAGAUUUCUUCCGUUUAGUUGGUAGAUUGACUCGGAAGCAUGAACAAAUUUAGAUUCUUGUUGAAUGACCAACACAAAUCGCGUGGACUGGGAUGUUUCUUGCUUUAUUUACAAGCGAAAGCUAGUUAUUCACCGCGUCGACACACCUGUUGUCGCAACAAGUAUGAGUCAUCGCGGGUCACGGGUCAUUCUAAAUUUAGAAUAUGGACCUGCUACAUUGUAAACUUAGGGAAGGCAGCAUAUUGGAUGUUGUUUAUCGUCAUAUUGUUGUGGCAUAAUGAGUCAUAGUAAACUGGAAAAUCGAUAUCAUCCUCCCUGUUGAUCAUAUUUUGAUGCCAUCAAAUUUCGUGGAAUAGUACAUUGCGCUGACCUGUGGUUUUCCGUGUUCGCCAUUUUGCUCCAGGAAGAUGGCGUCUCGUAAAAAGCGUGCGUGUGUGUGCAGUCGCAUUUAUUAUUGAAGUUUAGCCUGACCACGUCAUUGCAGUAAAUAGAAUCACGCAUCACCUUUGGAUUAUCGAUUGAAAAACCGACAGCCAUGCCUGUUCGCGACAGACUAGAGGAGUUGCAGUCGCGACGCGAGCUGCUGAAGACCGACAAGAAAGAGAAAAUGCCGGGGAAAAAGGACGAGAAUGGGGGACUCAACGCUUUCCUGGGCAAGUCGAGCAUCGUCGAUGCCGACUUAAAUGACUUUCGAGCAAAAGUUACUGAAGUGAAAAAGAUUCAGCAGGACCUUACGAGCUCGCCAUUCUGCGAAAAAUCGGUGCUUGUUCGAUAUGAGAGUCUGGUGCAAGAUACCACAAACUACGGUGUGAAAAUUCGCCAGGAUAUUCGAAAAUUAGAAGAAGAUGCCGACAAGUACACGAAGGCGCACAGCAACGAUGAAGGAUACAAACGAGUGGUCAAACAGCAGUUGAAUGGUUUGACCACACAGCUUGCUAUAGCUACAAAUGAAUUCUUCAAGUGUCAAUCUGACUACGCUGACAGAAUGAAGAAUCGUUUAAAAAGACAACUUCAAGCGAAAGGUGAAAGUGAGAUAACGGAGGAGCGGAUGAAUGAAAUUCUAGGGCAGGAUUCGUACUCUGUUUUCACACAGAACUUCAUCUCAGAAGUUCAGGACGCAGAACAGACGCUUCGUGAACUGGAGGAGCGACACAAAGACAUUUUGGCGCUUGAAAAGAGUGUUACUGAGGUGAACACGCUUUUCAAGGACCUCAACUUGUUGGUAUCACAGCAAGGUGAGACUCUGGAUAACAUAGAACGGAACAUAGUUGAUGUGGAAGUUACUGUUCAGGAGGGUGUCAAGCAGCUUGACAAAGCUAAAGAAAGCCAAAGAAAGGCUCGUAGAAAGAAGUGUUGCAUUUUUGGCAUUCUUGCAGUUGUUGUGGCAAUUGUGGUGGUGAUAAUUGUUGUUGUGGUGGUACAAAAUAACAAGUAAACUAAUUUACAUGGCAUAUUUCUGAGACAUUGCAUGAAGUGGGUGUGUGACCAGCACAAAUUUUCUAUGGCAUUGAGUAAUAUUCCACUUAUUGUUGAUGUUUUGGUUGAAUUAUACACUACUGUGAUUCUAUUUGAAAGUAAUAUCAUUCCACUGGAUUUUCAGCUAUCAUCACUUUGUGGAAACUGGAAAGAAAGUUGUGAAAAAAAGUCUAUUUACAAAUGAAAAAGUGAACUUUUGCAUGCCUGUUGCUGAGUACUUCUGUGCUGUUUUUUUUAUUAUUUUGUUAAAUACAAUCUCUGACGAACAAGUUAUGUUCCUGAGUUCAUCAUAAAGUCGAUACAUCUUCAUCAUCAAUCAUAUAUUUUACCUUUUGGUCACAUAAAAUAUUUUAAAAGCACUUUCAAAUCCUAUAAUUUAUUUAAAACUUCUUAAUAAUACCUAACACAUCUUUAAAUACACUAGUAGUCAUGUAACAAACAAGUUGCCAUGUUACUUUAAACCAUUUGAGUGUUGUAUAAUAUUACAUUUCCUAGUUUUCACUAAUUGUAGAAAAUAGUUAAAUAAACUUCAGAUCCAGCUGUUUCUAGUAGCAGACACUCGGAUCUUACUGUAACUGGUCUUUGUUCUUCAGUUGGUUUCGGUUGACUAUGAGGAACCAAGUUUUUUUUCAAAUCAGCAGCACAGCUGCAAAAAUUGGGAUGUAUCAUGCAACACAUUAACCACUUGUGCUGACAACUUAUACUAACAUGUUACAGGCUUUCUAAUCUAAUGUGCCAUUGCAGCCUCUUUAUUAUAUUCUAUGGCACAAGGAAUUGGCCAUUCUGUAGUCAAGAUGCACUGUUAGAAGUGUUUUCAUUGGUCACAUUAGUGAUGGUCACAGCAGUGCAGUGGUCAUUUUUAACACUUGUCUAGUGCAGACAUGAGACACUGAUGUAGCUUAUAAUUUUGUCAGUUUCAAAAAACAAAAUUGUGUUAGCACAAGCUGAAGGAAGCAAUUGUACACAGUAAUGUUAAUGACUGAACAAGUAGUAUUUUUAAAGUCUAAUAAAAUAUAAUUAUUAAGUACACAUGGAAUAUUGUCAGUGUAUCUUUAGAGAUUUUCUUAGUGCUUAUGUCAACAUGCAUCAAAGCCAUUUUUACCUGUUGGUCACAUGUUAUUGGUAAUUGCUGUCUUGCUUUACCUUUCACCUGUAAGUUUGUAUUAAAUUGUACUUUUUUUGUGUAAAACUUAAAAUUUUCAUGAUUGGGUAUUAUGUAUGUUCUGGAAUUUUACAUGCUUAGGGAAAGUUCUGAACACUAGAUAGAAGAUUGCUGUAAAAUGUUAUGAGCUUGCUUAAUUGGCGAAACACUAUACAAGCUUUACAAAACGUGUCUAGUCGUGGUGGUUCCAUGUUAUUUAGAGUUCUAGCAGAAGGGUAUUAAAAAGCCAAGCACAGCCAAGAAAUUGUUCAACUUCCUAUAAAUCCUGUUAAUAUUUUAUGCAUGGCAUUUUAUUUUUGAUAGAGAGUUGCAAUGUUAUAGUGUUUGUAAUUAUAAUGAAUUCUUUUCCUGUGAUGUGAAGGCAUAAAUACAUAGAAUUAUAAAAAUCGUUCUGACUGACAGGCCUGAACAUUUGUAGAUCAACACCAGUUGUUGAGGAAGUCCUCCUUUCAGCAACUUCAUAGGCUGAGAUUCUUAGGUUUCCUACUUCGGUUAUACUUCCUCCUGAAAUGUGGUUAGAUCAUUUCAAAAGUCUUUCCUGUCAAACAUGAAAUUUUGAACCAAUACUGUUGUGACUGUUAGCUCUCCUAAAACAUUAGAAAUUUUUUGUGAAAGUGAUGUAAUAAGGUAUUCAAGGGUUAAAAAUCUUAGAGGAUGCCAACAGUAAAAAAAAAUUGAUACCUGUUGAAAGCAUUUUGAAACAUUUUACUUUACAUUGCUGAGAAAGUCUUGAAAUAGUAAGAGGACAAAGAAAGUUUUGCCAGAAUGACUAAGCACCUUUCUUAAUCCUUCAAUGCUUGUCAAUUACAACAAAACUAAACAGCUGUCUGGUCUGUGAUUUAUAUUUCCACAGGUAGUGGCAAUUACAUAUCACAUAUUAUUAUUCAUCCGAGGUUUAUUGGGUGGAAUGUAUCCCCUGCCAACUAUUUACAGCUGUUUGUCACUUUUUGGGUUCACUGUUAAAUUCAAGAAAAAUAGAUUUGGCUAUCUUGGUAUUUCAUUUAAAUUGUAUGCAACUCUUUAACUCUAGUGCUUAGCUAGCAUGCCAAUAAAGGCUUUGCUGAAUGGGAGGACUUACUACUUGGAAAGCAGUUAACAGCAUGAUAGCAUGCUGCUGUACAACAGCACUGCAUCAUCUGUGACAAGAAGAACAGAUGCUGCUGGCUACAUUUGUUUUAAUCUGAGGUCAUUGUCUGAAACAUGAUGCACUUGCUUACAGUGCCCCUUCCCCACUGAGUUCUCAUUAUGAUUGUUUUAAUAAUGAUCACUUUAACUUUCACUGUUGCUAAUUUAGAAAGACUGUUCUCAGUGAACCUAGUCUGGUUUUGUGCAAAUAUUUGUCAUUUUUGUGUGAAAGGUUUUGAUGACCAGAUUGCCAGAGUAUGUUUUUGACUGUGCUUCAUAAACUUACUGUGAUUUCCAUUACGUAAACAAGAAUUUAAUUAGCAUCUUUGUGAAUAGGACUCCCUGUGCCUUUCUGAUUGCCAAGAUUAACUGAAUGUGGUGAUGGUGGUAGCGAUGACGAUGCAGUGUGGCUCAUGCCUUUUAUUAUUGGACAGCAACCAAAUACCAUGAAAAAUGGUAAAGAUUGCCAAUGGCUUGAAUUUGGAACAGGUCCGUCCAUCUUGUUGGCCUCAACCACUCUGCCUAAUAAUAAGCACGAACUCGGUGCACUAAGUGUUUUGCGAUCAUUUAAAUUCUCCAUUCCAUUACAUUAUUAAAAGAUCUGUUAUUUUUUUAAAUUUGAAAGUGUUAUUGAAUUGAAGUUUCUCUAUAUCUGUUACUGCCCCUUUAUGCAAGGGAAAAUAUAGAAAGGCUUGUUUAUCCAGUGGCGUAGGAACCAGGGAGGGAGCCAUCUCUACCCCCCUGCCCCCUUUAGUGUUGCUUUGUCUUUCAUUGUCAGCAUAGUUUGUCGCCCACAAAUCAUAGCAUCAUCCUACGCCACUGUUAUCUGUGCUAUAUACAUUGCCACUGUUUCAUUCCAUUGAAUAUUUUUCAUCAUUUUGAAGGAAUAAAAAUGUUUUAUAAGUUCAU
Molecule: messenger RNA, 4953 nt
Organism: Pomacea canaliculata
Lineage: Eukaryota; Metazoa; Mollusca; Gastropoda; Architaenioglossa; Ampullariidae
Product: syntaxin-like
Exons: 1
Coding region: 817-1716 (299 amino acids)
Biological process (GO): intracellular protein transport; vesicle fusion; exocytosis
Cellular component (GO): SNARE complex; plasma membrane; endomembrane system
Molecular function (GO): SNARE binding; SNAP receptor activity
Source: RefSeq, a predicted model, not a curated record